GAGCGUCUCCAUGGAAACGCUUAUCACAUCUUAAUGUGUUGUGUAUCUCUUAGCUGAACUUUACAUCAGUUGUAUCAACUUAAGAUGUUUUUUGGGGUGGGGGCACUUUAAAUGACUUAUUCAGGGAUGAUGUUUUUUUUUUUAUAAUGUGUUUUUUUUCUUCCUUUUUUACUCUUUUUCACUACGCUGCAAACUCCUGCAAUGUUGACGUGACUUUCCACACUUUAUUUCACCACGUAUACAUGGUGUGGGCCCUUUUUAGGCCGCGUGUUCGUGUACGGCGUGUUACCAUGGCAACUGUUGAGUCUCGUGAAGCUGUGCAAUGACAAUAGAAGUCGCAGCUGGAGUCCAAAAUGAGAAUGAAUUGCAAUCGUUCUGGAAGUUGUGUUUAGUUGCUGUAGUUAAAGCCAUAGUUCAGGAAGGAAUUUGUGGACUUUUACUCAAAAAGUGUGCCUUUCUCUCUCGUUACGGCGUCUGCAAACUGAAGAUUGUUUUGUUGUUUUUUUUGCAGAUGCUUCAGCGUUGUAAUCGCUCACGUGCAGCUAUUAAAGCUUUUACUUUGAAAAACCAAGACGGAUGUUCCCUUUUCAACGAAUGUCUUCACUUCCCUUCAUUAAUGUUUGCUCAUUCGGUUCCAGACGACCACUUAAAACCAUGUGGGGUCAAAGGUGGCUGUCGGUGGCCCUGCUGGCCGUGGCCGCUGGACUUUACCUCCUGCCUUCCCCCAUCGACCCCAAGCCUCACGUGCUGAAAGGGCCUCCGCCGCCGCUCGACGGUCCGCUCGCUGCCAACACUCGCCUGCAGGAAGGCCGCAGACUCUUUGAGGGGAAACUCUACGGUCCAGAAUCUUUCACUGCCGAUGAGGGGGGGAACGUCUACACGGGGACGGUGGAUGGGAAGCUGUGGAGGAUCGGUGCUGAUGACAGCCUCACCUUCAUCACCCAAAUGGGCCAGAACCUACCAGAAUGUGGAAGCAGCACGGCCUACGAGCCGGUGUGUGGUCGUCCUCACGGCUUGCGUCUGGAUCGCCAUGGUAACCUCAUCGUGGCCGACUCCUACUUGGGACUGCACAGCGUUGACCCGCAUACCGGAGAGAAGACGGUGUUGGUGUCCAACUCAGAGGGCGCUGCUGGUGUUCCUUUCGCCUUCCUAAACGGCCUGGACAUCUCCUCCCAGACGGGGAUGGUUUAUUUCACCGACUCUUCCAGUCGCUGGGGGAGGAGACAUGUCAAGCUGGAGGUCAUCGAGCUGAACAACCUCGGCCGUCUUCUCUCCUACGAUCCUCACACUGGAGAAGUGAGCGUCCUGCUGGAUUCUCUCUACAUGCCCAACGGCAUCGCGCUCUCGCCCGACGAGAACUUCCUGCUCCUGGCCGAGACCAGCAUCGGCCGCAUCCUGCGGUUCUGGCUAAAAGGCACUAAGGCAGGCACCAAGGAGGUGGUCAUGGACAACAUGGUGGGUUACCCUGACAACAUUCGCCUCAGCGACCACGGAACAUUCCUGGUCGGCAUAACAACGCCGCGCUUCCGCAAGUGGACGCCUCCCUUCCUGGACAUGAUCGCACCCUACCCGGCUGUCAAACGCUUCCUGGCUAAGGUAGUUCCUCUGAGCUUCUACAACGUGCUGCUGCCGCGCUACGCUUUGGUUCUGGAGCUGGACUUGGACGGCCGGCUGGUGGCUUCCCUGCACGAUCCGGAAGGCCGACUGACGUGGGCCAUCAGUGACGUGUUCCAGAACCGAGGGCGGACCUACCUGGGCAACACCGACCUGCCCUUCCUGCCCGUGGUCCACGGCGCGUGGGACAGCUGACGCUGCGAUAAGUAUACUGUGGGUCUCAGCAUCAUCAUCAUGAUGAUGCUAAAUGUAGCUUAGCAUCGCUAACCUCUUUACUGUCUGCACUUUAAAAAGUGACAACGCUAGAACUGAUUGAAAUAAAAUGUGAGCCGCAGCGCAGUUAAAAUAUCUUUACUU
This is a messenger RNA of Nerophis ophidion (straightnose pipefish), 1971 nucleotides long. RefSeq lists its product as uncharacterized. The record is from RefSeq and is a predicted model, not a curated record. Gene Ontology annotation, biological process: biosynthetic process. NCBI's taxonomy places the organism in Eukaryota, Metazoa, Chordata, Actinopteri, Syngnathiformes, Syngnathidae. Gene Ontology annotation, molecular function: strictosidine synthase activity. Bases 577 to 1809 code for a protein of 410 amino acids. The transcript is spliced from 10 exons.